This is a messenger RNA of Tarenaya hassleriana, 890 nucleotides long. RefSeq lists its product as uncharacterized. The record is from RefSeq and is a predicted model, not a curated record. NCBI's taxonomy places the organism in Eukaryota, Viridiplantae, Streptophyta, Magnoliopsida, Brassicales, Cleomaceae. The transcript is spliced from 2 exons. Bases 138 to 788 code for a protein of 216 amino acids.
CUCUCAAACUACAUGUUCGUCUUAGUUCAAAGUACACAAGUCAGAGUUUCUACAAUAACCCAUUGGCCAUUGGUUUUCUUCUUCAUCUCUCUCUCUCUCUCUCUCUCUCUCUCUCUCUCUCUCUCUCUCUAAAAGCCAUGAAAGGGCACAGAGGACAAGCCACUUCAUCAUCAUCAUGUUGUAAUAUCCAUGCAAAGGAGAUUGAGGUUGGAGUGUGUCCUUUCUGUCUGAACGAGAGGCUUCUGCUAUUGUUGGCUUCGCAGCAACAGAGGGAACGUUCUCCUCCUCCGUCUUCUCCAGAAUCUCCCACCAUUAAUGGUAACCAGAAUCUUCAAGAAUCUAAUUCCUUCAAGAAGAAGAAACACAAAAGAUUCUUCUCCUUCGCUUCUUCCUUCCUCGGAUUCUUCGAAUCACAACACCACAAUUCUCACCUCCACAAUAUCCACGGCUCCGUCAUCAGUCCACAGGAUUCAUUUAUUUCCAUAAAAUUCGAAGACAAUGGAGCAACUUCAUGGGACAAAGGGAAAGUUCCGACAAUCUCUCUUAAGCAUUGCAAGGGUUCCUCGCGGGAUCACAAUAACGACACGAAGGAGACGAAGAAGGAGAUGAUGAUUCAGCACCCCAAUAAGUCACGGGCCUCGCUUAGGUGGCGCAAGCGGAUUGGCCAGCUCCUCCACAUCAUCAGAAUCAGGGGGCCCUCGGGCUGCCACGUGUCAUCUAGGGUUGAAGGCGUCGACGCGAGUUCAAGGUGGAUAAGGCCCUCGACCAAGAUGACAACCCUAAAUUAAAGAUCGAUACUUACAACUCAGUCUUGUAUAAAAAAAAAUACUUUCCGUUAUCAUAUCUUCGUUUUUGUUUCACCAUGAAAUUAAAUAUAUAUUUUACUAUGA